Messenger RNA from Phaedon cochleariae (mustard beetle), 1469 nucleotides. The record is from the annotation of a GenBank genome assembly. Lineage: Eukaryota; Metazoa; Arthropoda; Insecta; Coleoptera; Chrysomelidae.
GGCAACCCAAAAGUGUUAGAUUCACAGUAAAGUGAUCUAAAAACUUUCGACAAAGUCCAUGUCCUAAUAAUAAUUCCGCCUGAAAUCACUAUACCGGCAUACAUAAAACAAGCAUUAGCGUUACAUGCACUAAAGUAAUAAAAUUACGUGUUACGUGGAUAUUUUGGAAAGGUAAUUUCGAAGUAAGAUAAUGGAUACAAUGGCGGAUUCAACGAAAGCUUUCGCGGAGACACGUUUGAGGACAACACGAGAGGCGGAAUUGUUGCAAAGUUUCGUGAGGAUUACCGUUGAUGAUCACGAUAUCAAGUUGGAGGAGAAAGAAGCUGACAAGGAGGACGUUAAGAAAGUUGAAGAACCAUCCACAGAAGCUAAGGGCAAGCAAACGAUUCCAUUAGAAACGUCUAAGAGGCUGUCCAGAGAGCUGCAAGAUGACGCCAAGAAGAAGAAGAAGAAGCGGAGAAGAAGAUUCGGCCCGAAAUACGAAGAAGUUUACUGCGACAAAGAUCGUGCUGCAGCUGUUGAUUUGGGAACCAAGGACAUCAAGCAGUCCCUGCGUAUAAAGAGGAAGGAGGACAGAUCCAAGAUGUUGCAGAUUCCAGACGAAGCAGAACCUGGGAAUUUUCUAGCACUGGGCAACUAUGAGAUGUGUAGAGGCGACCUACGGAACGCCAUUGUGUUUAUAUCGAAGGCUUUGGAACUCAACCCAACCGAAAAGAACGCUCUUGUAGCCAGAAGCAAGUGUUAUAUUUUGUUGGGACAACCUAAGAACGCUCUACAAGACGCCGAACUGGCUCUACAAAUCGAUAAGAAUUUCAUCAAAGCCAUUUACCAGAAAGCCGAAGCACUCUACUAUCUGGGAGAUUUCGAGUUGAGUCUGAUGUACUGUCAUAGGGGCUUACAUGUUAGACCUGAUCAUGAAGGAUUCAAGUUAGGGGUACAUAAAGCUCAAAAAGCGAUCGAAAAUGCAAUCGGAAGUAUUUCGACGACGAAGAAAAACAAACGCAAAGAACAGGGACCUGCAGUUGGAAAAGUGACAGGAGGAGAUGAUAAUAUUCAAAGUCCUGCAUCAAAAACUAGCAAUAAGACUACUCCUUCAGGAUCAUCUCGUUCGAAGUCUUCAAGGAAAAGCAGACUUCUGAGAGAAUUGGAGACUGAUAAAGAAUACUUGGAUAAAUUGAUGAAUAAUCCCAAUAUCAGGUGCAAAUUCACAGAGAACAACGAUACGAUAGAGACGUGUAUAAAGGAAACAGUGGAAUACUUGAAUGAGAGGCAGGAGUUUUGGAGACAGCAGUUGCCAGCACAUCUGAAAUGAACCUAUAUUCGAAAAAGCUUGAGAUUUGAGAAUUACUUUACUAGUAUAUUAGUCGUCGAAACGUGCUUCACUAGAUAUAGUCAAAAUAAAAUAAUUGCAAUUAAUUCUGAAAUGUUUCAAUAAACUAUGUAAGAAUCAUUGUAUUUCUGAACUAACC